Molecule: messenger RNA, 3482 nt
Organism: Carcharodon carcharias (great white shark)
Lineage: Eukaryota; Metazoa; Chordata; Chondrichthyes; Lamniformes; Lamnidae
Gene: waca
Product: WW domain containing adaptor with coiled-coil a
Exons: 14
Coding region: 176-2098 (640 amino acids)
Biological process (GO): regulation of autophagy; positive regulation of TORC1 signaling
Cellular component (GO): nucleus
Molecular function (GO): RNA polymerase II complex binding; chromatin binding
Source: RefSeq, a predicted model, not a curated record
AGUAUGGGCCUCGUCCUCUUCAGUGUUGGCUUGUGUGUGUGAGAUGGAUCCCGAGAGUUGGUAGUAUCUUUACUGGUUAAAAAAAAAAGAAGGGCCGGUUUUUGUGAAUAUUUUUCCCUCCCCUUUAGAAAAAAUCUAAUUUACCUUUUGAUCCACUCCACAUACAACAGCAUUGAUGGUAAUGUAUGCAAGGAAACAACCGAGACUCAAUGAUGGGUGUCACGACAGGAGGGAAUCCCAGCCCUAUCAGACUCUUAAGUACCCAUCAAAGAGUCACACCAGUAGCAGCGAUCAUCGUCAUGACAAAUCCAGAGAAUCAGGAGAUCCAUCACCACCCUGCAAAAUGCUGCGACGUUCUAACAGCCCUGAAAAUAAACAUAGUGAUAGUACAGGACAUAAGAGUAAAACUGUGCACUCACAUCGAGCCAGAGAGCGAGACGGGACCAGCUAUUCUCCACAGGAGAAUUCACAUAAUAACAGUACCCACCAUAGCUCAAAUUCACAUUCUUCUAAUCCUAGUAACAAUCCAAGUAAAACUUCAGAUGCACCUUUUGAACCAGCUGAUGACUGGUCAGAGCACAUCAGCUCUUCAGGAAAAAAAUACUACUACAACUGCAGGACAGAAGUUUCUCAGUGGGAGAAACCCAAAGAGUGGAUUGAAAGAGAACAGAGGCAAAAAGAAGCAAGUAAAGUUGGGGUUGUUAACAGCUUCCCAAGAGAUCGAGAUUACAGAAGGGAAACCUUACAAGCAACUGCUGGCAGUGGGUUUACAAGUGGAAUGGAAGACAAGCAUUCCAGCGGUGCCGGUAGUAUGCUCUCCCAGAAUAUUUUGUCCCAGACAAACAGACACAAUGACAGAGACUACAGACUGCCCAGAACAGAGACUCCUGGUGGAGCUGCCCCAGUGCAGCACCCCGUCAAACCAGUGGUUCUCCCAACUACAAACCCAAGCACUGUUCCUUCUAGUCCUUUUAGUCUACAGCCUGAGCAUCAGCCAAAGAAAUCCUUUGAUGCUAAUGGAGCAGCUACUGUACCGAAAGUGCCUACACCCACACCUUCCAUCCCCAUUCAGAAGACAGAGAAGAAAGAAACUGCUUCAGUGGACAAGUCAGCAUCUCAGUCUUGUGCUACUCCGUCGUCAUCGUCCUCAGGAAUGACUCCUGCUUCUCAGACCCCAUCAGCCACCACAUCAACAGUCCCAGUUUCACCUGUUCCUCAGUCACCUAUCCCCCCUCUACUACAGGAUCCAAAUCUUUUGAGGCAAUUACUUCCCGCUUUACAAGCCACCUUACAGCUUAACAAUGCGAAUGUGGAUAUGUCAAAGAUAAAUGAAGUCCUUACAGCUGCUGUCACGCAAGCUUCCUUACAGUCUAUGCUUCAUAAGCUCCUCACGGCUGGACCAUCAGCUUUAAGCAUCACUACUCUCCUUUCCCAAGCUGCACAGUUGUCUUCUCAGGCCCAGCAGUCUAAUCAGUCACCAAUGUCAUUGGCAUCAGAUGCAUCAUCCCCAAGGUCAUAUGUGUCUCCCAGGAUAAGUACGCCGCAGACUAACACUGUUCCUCUUAAACCACUGAUGAGUACACCCCCAGUGUCAUCUCAACCAAAGUCCAGUACUUCAGUUGUGAAACAAGGACCAGCACAGCAGCAAGUAUCUCAGCAACCUGCAAUCGCUGACAAGCAUGGGCAUGAGCCUGGAUCCCCUCGUAAUGUUCAACGUUCAAGCAACCAGAGAAGUCCAUCGCCAAGUCCAAAUCACAUUGCAAGUAACAGUGCAUCUUCAGUACAGUCAGCCACGUCAGCACGUUCCUCGUGUUCGUUGACGCCGACACUCGCAGCGCACUUCAAUGAAAAUCUUAUAAAACAUGUUCAAGGUUGGCCUGCUGAUCAUGCGGAAAAGCAAGCAUCUCGACUGAGAGAAGAAGCACACAACAUGGGAAGCAUUCACAUAUCUGAAAUUUGUACUGAGCUUAAAAAUUUAAGGUCGUUGGUUCGAGUAUGUGAAAUCCAAGCAACUUUGCGUGAGCAAAGGAUACUGUUUUUGAGACAACAAAUUAAAGAACUUGAAAAACUGAAGAAUCAAAAUUCCUUUAUGGUGUGAGGACUUGUGAAGAAAUUGCACAUGGUUUAAAGCCAGGGACAGUAAACGUUUGCCCAGUCUUAAACUAAAAUUUGAGCUGCGUUUGAGAAGGCUUUGGACCGUGGGGCUGGGCAAAGGGGUGGAUUGGGAAGGGGGUAUGGAGGGUUCUGAUUCAGGGGAGGUAAGUGGUUGAUUUGUAAACCCUUGAAAUGUAGAUUUCUUGUAGAUGUAUCCUUCACGUUGUAAAUAUGUUUUGUAGAGUGAAGCCAUGGGAAGCCAUGUGUAUCAGAGCUUUGACAUCUGAACUAAUCAAUGCUGAGGUGGCUAAAUACCUAGCCUUUUACAUGUUAACUUGUCUGCAAACUAGCUUUGGUAAUUUUCAUCAUUCAGUGAUACGCAUUUCCUAGAAUCCUGGCACCAGCCAGUGUGCAUCACGGGCUGCAACAACUGGAACAGUUUGGUCAGUACACAAAUUAGCAUGGAGCACCUUCAGAUUCCACAGACCCAGUCAGGAGCAGCUCUGCAGACAGCUUUCUUCAUUGCAAGGCAAUUACAAUUUUUUUUCUUAAGACAUUGUGGUCAAGGCACUUGGGUUCACCAACUUUUCAUUCCUCUGUACAGCAGUUCAUAAGUGAUAUGCUGUUGUAUGGAAAAAAAAGUACAGGUUGUUGCAGUAGGUAAAGUACAAAUUGAUUUCUUGUAUACCUACCUAAUUGCUGUGUAUUUGCAUUUGUGCCCUGUUUUAAAACAAAAAAAAAUGGGAGCGGAGAAAGAUUGAUACAGGGCAUGUGUGUAUUUAUUAAGCGGCAGAAGCCACUCGAAGAAUAGUGACAGAAGCCCAAUGUUAUUUGCUAACAUUGUUGACGAUGGAAGAAAGCCGGUCAGUCAUGAAAAGAUGUAUGUAAAUAUAAUAAACUUUUGUUGUUUAAAGCACUGGGUACCCUUCUUUUUAUUCAGCUGAUGCAUAUAGGAAGCUGAACUGCUCUGGCAAACCUGAUUGGGAGUAAUCCUUGUUGGAUGCUUGUUUUUCUUUGUAUAGAACUCUAGCUUUCAAGAAGAGAUCAUUUUGUGCAAAUAUGAAUGACAGAAGAACUUUUUUUUUCUUUUUGUAAGUGAUUCAGUGACUAAAACAAGAACUUCAACAAGGGUUUUGGAUUCCUUGCCUGUAAUUGGCUUGUGCAAAGUCUUGGUUUACCUGUAUUGCUAUAAUGACACAUUUAAUUUGAAGGAUGUUUGUGUUGUAGCUAACUGUGCAAGUAAGGUGCUGACUGCUGUUCUUUUGCCAUCACAAUACGCUAGAUCUGUGUAAUUUGAGCACACAACCAUCAUUGGAAAAUGAUGGUGGAGCUCAGCUUUGUAUAUUGUUUCCUAAAGUAUAUAAAAAAAUAAAACUAUGCUACCACUG